AUGAAUCUCCGACGGCAUUCUCUGUAUCUUCCUGACUUCUGGAAACCUACUGACUUUGCGCCGUCUGAGUAUCAAAACUUGGACCAAGGCUUCUCAAGAGAACCACUACCAGUAUCUCGAAGACUUGGCUCUGCUUAUGUGCGAAGUUACUCUCAAAAACCAGAAUCUAGUUUGAAGAGGAGAAUCGCAAGAACUCAAAGUGAAAGAAAACCAGGAAAUGAUAAUGGUUAUCGACCACAAAAAACUGGUUUCGAAAUCCCGAGAAUCCCGGAGCCAUUCGAAAAAGAAGUGAUCUACACAAACCUCCCAGGAAAUGACCAUCAAAAGAAAUGGUCGAUGUCACUGGAAAGAAAACGAAGUCUCAAUUACCACUUACCGUCUGAAUAUGAGAAUUUGUCUCAAUUCGCAUACCGUCCAGAACAUAAAAGUUGCUCAGAUCUCACGCAACCAUUCGAAAUGUACAAACCCACAACUAUUUCAAUCUCAUACCAUAAUCUCAGUCAAGAUCUCGAGUAUGGACCGGGCAUUGUUGAGAAGCUCCGAGCAAAGUUCUCAAAAAUGUCAGGAGCACAAAAGCAACAGGAGAAGAAUUCUACAGCGCAAACCAAGAAGUACAGCUCUUGUGAUGACUUGUUGUCUGAGUCAGAUGCUGUUCAUAACAUCUUGAGAAGCACUCAAGCUCCCGUGGAACUCCAGCGCCGAACAUCUCGAUCUAUAAGUGAUAUGUUGGAAAACGAGGAAAUUGGCAAGCCAUUUGUGUCUCGGAAUGUGGUAUUGAACGAAGAGGAGGAGACAAAGUCAAUUUCUCAACUCCGACGACGAUUCGAGAAAAAUGGAGAGCAAGCAACAAAAAUGAGAUUUGCUAGAGACCCUGCUCAGCUAAUUUCCAAAUUCCAACCCGACCACCUGGACCAAUGGAGAUCGAAUACCGAGUUGAAUAGAACUCCAAUUACCCUCACCAACAGUACUUUCAUUUCACAUUCAAAUAAACCAACACCGGUACAAAAACCAAUUGAAGUUCAAUCCCAAGUUCAGCACAAAACCGCCAAUGUCCUAAAGGUUCUGAAUGACGCCGACAGCAGUAAAGAUGAACCAGAAUUUGUACAAAUUGCACGACGCCUCCGCCGAUUCCAACCAGAGAUCCAUGAUACAUUUGCAUCUGCGAAUGCAAGCACAAAUACAAAUACAACUACAAGCGUUCAUAACAAUAUUGUUAAUAAUAAUAAUAAUAUUCACAUCAAUAGUUCUACAAAAUCAUCAAUUGCCACAUCAUUGCCACCCACGCCUACUUCAGCAGCUCCGGUCCGCCCAGCGACUCUUUCAAUGUGGCAACGUAGACAACCAGAAGUGCCUCAAUAUUCCGAUGCAGCCAAGAUAAUCAGAGAGAAUUGUGACAUUGCGGUUUCUCCACCAGACCCACACUCAGCUAGAGUCUCCAAACAACCAAUACCUUCAAUCGGAAGCGAGAACGGGCGAUCGAAUACGCCGGUGGAGACAAGUCCGCCCCCAGAGGAGCCGAAGGCAAAUGUGUUGGAGAGUUACGCGCAGUUCAGAAAAACAAUUGUCGAUAUUUCUUCUGACAGAACAUCAGCUGUGAAUAGUGUCUUCAAAUACGACAACCCACCACCACCACCACCGUCUCAGGCAAUUAAAAGUCCGAUUACUAACAAUCUUUGGAAGCCAACUAUCAAUAGUCCAUCAAUGUCAUCGGAAUCAACAGUGUCCUCGCCAACUGCUUCAAAACUUCCGUUCCUUUCCCGUAAAGUGGAUGACGUCGGCGCCAAGUCAAUGAUCACUUCGUCAACAGCGAACGUGGUGUCUAUAUCCGUCAAAGCUCCAGUCUCAAACCGGAUUUACUCAAAUUAUGACAAAACGGAGGAGACGACACCAGAAUCGAUGCGAUCUUCGGCGCCACUGAAACCACCAAUAACUUAUUCCCCGUCUUACACAUCAACUUCACUAAAUUCAGUCUCACUUUCCUCGAAAUAUGUUGAAGAAAAAUCGAAAACUUCUCAGCAACAACAUCAGCCAAUAAACUCGAUAGCGCCUUCUAAUUCGCUCUCCGGACUACUUUCUCCACGUGAGAAACCGUACGGAGAUGACGUGACGAUCUUGAAAUCGGAGCCCACUAAUGAGUCCCAAAAGCUCGCUGAACCUUCCGCCACUAACAUUGUUGCUCAAGAGGAUGACUCAGACGACAAUUCAGAUGGAGACAGUCACGAUGGAAACGGCUCCUAUGAUAUCACACCAAUGCGACCAAAUUCUCUUGUGUUCACCCGCCUGGCAAACGAAGAAGAAAUGGGAGGUGAUGGUAACGUAAUCAGCCGCAGUCUUCUAUCUUUGGUUGCCGAAGAAGAUCUGCCAGAUUUCCUCGUUGCUCUCAACGAGAAACCCAUCAGAUACGUUGUCGUAGAAGAGUCGGAGAAACCAAGCACUUCAAGCAUUCUCCGUUCACGAGAUAUCAAAAAAGAAGAGAAAGCUCCAAAGGGAACAACGCGUAUCCGUUUCUGUACAGAAAACCCGAUGGCAUACGCUUACCUCGAUGAGUACACAGCAACCCGAUCACUUCAAUGGGAUGACGGAACAGUCAUAGAAUAUUCAUACUUCAAAGAUUUGGAAGCAGCUGAGGAAGCUGCUGCAUUAUCACAUGGUGAUCCAACACUGGCUCUAAUUGAGCAGUGGGAACAGCAAAUUGCUAAUGAUAAUAUUCGUCCGUUAACCCAUGAUUUGACUUUCUCCGAUAGUCGAAUAGAAACUACCGCUGUGUAA
Caenorhabditis remanei is the source of this 2769-nucleotide messenger RNA. RefSeq lists its product as uncharacterized. The record is from RefSeq and is a predicted model, not a curated record. NCBI's taxonomy places the organism in Eukaryota, Metazoa, Nematoda, Chromadorea, Rhabditida, Rhabditidae. The transcript is spliced from 16 exons. Bases 1 to 2769 code for a protein of 922 amino acids.